Molecule: messenger RNA, 1698 nt
Organism: Acyrthosiphon pisum (pea aphid)
Lineage: Eukaryota; Metazoa; Arthropoda; Insecta; Hemiptera; Aphididae
Product: solute carrier family 25 member 40-like
Exons: 6
Coding region: 287-1387 (366 amino acids)
Biological process (GO): mitochondrial transmembrane transport
Cellular component (GO): mitochondrion
Source: RefSeq, a predicted model, not a curated record
UUACCCAGUGGCUAUUAGAUCUAUGAUGAAAUGUAUUAUUAUAUUUUCACUUAGUAACCAAGAUUAUUUACUAAUAAUCUAUUUACAAAGUAACAUUUGUUAUGCGUAUCUUACGUGUCUAUACGAGCCAUACACGUCCACCAGGGUCUAAUUGAAUUUAUUUCAUUUGAUGAUGAAUUUUAAUUGCCGAAAAGAGCUUUCAAUAGAGAUAUUAUAAUACAAGUAAUAGAUGUUUAAUAUAUUUUUUAAUGAACAAUUUUUUUCGGUUCAACUUAUUUGAAAAGUCAUGGAUUCUAAAUAUAAUUCAAAUGAAAAAUUAUUGAUUGACGAUCCGCGGUUUCGAAUAAAACCAGUACAACAAAUGGCUGCUGCUUGUACAGGAGCGUUAAUUACUUCCUUUUUUGUUACUCCAUUGGAUGUAAUAAAAGUACGCAUGCAAGCAGAAUCUAGAAUAACAAAUAAACAUAAAUGUUUUGUAUAUUCCAAUGGUUUAAUGGAUCAUAUUUGUCCAUGUAAUACAUUAAAAAAAAAAACCUCUGAUAGUCCAUAUUACAGAAAUGUCCAAUGGUACAACAGGCCUAUCAAAUUUAAUGGAACACUUGAAGCGUUUAAACAAAUUGCUAAAAAUGAAGGAAUUUUGUCAUUAUGGAGUGGGUUGAGUCCAACAUUAAUACUUGCAUUACCUGCCACAAUUGUUUAUUUUGUAUCUUACGAACAAUUACGAUGUCAUAUUCAUGAUUUAACCAAACCAUAUUAUGCAAACAAUAAUCAAAAUCAACCAUUAUGGAUUUCUGGCAUAUCAGGAUGUGUUGCUCGUUUUGGAGCUGCCACAACAGUCAGUCCAUUAGAACUCAUACGUACUAAAAUGCAAUCAAAAAAACUUAGUUAUUUAGAAGUACAUCAGGCAAUGCAAAGCUUAUUAAAGUAUCAUGGCUAUAAAGGUCUAUGGAGAGGUCUUGGUUCUACUUUACUUAGAGAUGUUCCUUUUUCUGGUAUAUAUUGGGUGAUGUAUGAAUAUAUUAAACAAAUAUCAGGCCAAUCAACAUCAUUUAUGUAUAACUUUAUAGCAGGGAGCAUAGCCGGAACGUUGGCUGCAUCAUUAACUACGCCAUUUGAUGUUGUGAAAACAAUUCGUCAAGUCGAAUUAACUGAAAAAGAAAUUAUUACAGAACCUCCUAAAAUAGUUUACAAAUCGACAUACAAAGAAAUUAUCGAAAUUUAUCAAACAAAUGGAAUACGUGGAAAUUUUAGAGGCUUAGUUCCUCGAAUAAGCAAAGUAGCCCCUGCAUGUGCCAUAAUGGUAUCAACAUUUGAAUAUGGAAAAACAUUUUUUCAGAAUAUAAAUAUGCAAGCACACAAAAAAGAGAAUGAAGAAAUUCUGAAGUAAUAGAAAAAAAAUUUGGAAAAGAAUUAUUUGUAAAGUAUUGUCCAUGGUUACUAUAGAAAUAUAAAACAUAUUUGCAUAACAGUACCGGCCCUUGGUGUGGGGAGGGGGACAAGCGGUGGGAUCGUAAAUCGUAAUAGUACACAAAUUGCGACCCGUGUGGACGUGAUAUUUUCUUAGGAAACGGGUUGUUAUUGACUAAAAUCAAAACGGUACCAAUUAUACUUAGCUAUACGACUAUACAAAUUCUUAUUGGCUUGAAAAUAUUCUAACAUAUUUUUUAUUCAUAAUUUAAUUACAUAUACUACAAGAAA